AUGGUCGGUCGCUUAAUCUGCUUUGUGGCUGGGGUGCUCGCCAUCAGCGGUGGCCUCGCGAAUGCCCAUGGGUCUCAUUCGAGUAACCAACCGCCGUCCGAAGACUGGGCCACAAGACACAUGAUGGAGGAACACCACAUCGAGUCCUUUGAUGCGGGCUCAUUCUUUAUGCUCCACGAUUACGAUUCCUCCGGGUCAUGGACUGUUGACGAAGUCCGCAAGACGUACGGUCUCGACGACGAAUCCAACAGCGGCGUGAGCGAGCCCAGCAAACAGGCCGCCGUCCGCACGGUCUUCGACCUUUUCGACCCAGGUAACACUGGCUUUAUUACCCGUGAAGCCUGGCUGAAGGCGGACGCCGAUGGCUUGCGGUUGCCCGACCUCGGAUUUGGACCAGGACACCACGGCGACAUGGAGUAUGAAUACGAGAUUCACCACUUUGAGAAAUUCCACGGAGAUGACGCAAAGGAGGAGGACCUGACCCACCCCGAGGAUAUUGAGCACUUUAGGAGGCACGAUGAAGAAGAAGCCGCUGAGAUGCGUCUCGAAAGGCUUGAGACGAUGCAACUGGUAGAGAGCAACAUUCCUGCGAAAUUCCGCCGCAAUUUCUAG
This is a messenger RNA of Penicillium cinerascens, 612 nucleotides long. RefSeq names its product nucleobindin SSP120. Gene Ontology annotation, molecular function: calcium ion binding. The transcript is spliced from 2 exons. Lineage: Eukaryota; Fungi; Ascomycota; Eurotiomycetes; Eurotiales; Aspergillaceae. The record is from RefSeq and is a predicted model, not a curated record. Gene Ontology annotation, cellular component: endoplasmic reticulum-Golgi intermediate compartment; extracellular exosome. Bases 1 to 612 code for a protein of 203 amino acids.